AUGAUUCGACGUGAGCACCUCUUCUUUUUAUUGUCACUUUUUGUGUGGAUUUCUUUCGCCGAUAGACAGGCAAAGAAGGAAGUAAUAUUCAACACCAUAGAAUGCAUGAUUCGAAGUAAAAUCUUAUCGAAAUUAAAUUGUCGACUGGAAACGCGUAUGGCAUUAAGCGUAGCUGCGACCGUUAAUCAUAUUAAAGCAGUUGAUAAAUUAGAAGCAGUUUUCGAUGCGAAGCUCAUUCCCAAUGGACAAAAACCUAUUCCGAUUAAAAACAUCAAAGUGGAUUAUUGUCACCUGAAAAAGUACAUUACAAAUCGGUCCGUGAUGGCAACGUACUACAAGGCAUUUCGGAGGGCAGCAGUUAAUUUUCCCAACAAGUGUCCCUUUCUCAAAAACACAACUUACUUACUAAAGCGACUGCAUUUUGAGUGGCAAGAAACUCCGCAAUAUCUACCAGAGUCGAACAUUACUCUUAGUGGAAAGAUUUAUGCAAAUAACGAGCUAGGAUUUGAGGUCAAACUCACCGGAGGCUUCUAUGAAAUUAAAAAUUAUUCACUAUAUACGCAGCCCCUACCUUAA
Drosophila ficusphila is the source of this 576-nucleotide messenger RNA. RefSeq lists its product as uncharacterized. Bases 1 to 576 code for a protein of 191 amino acids. The transcript is spliced from 3 exons. The record is from RefSeq and is a predicted model, not a curated record. NCBI's taxonomy places the organism in Eukaryota, Metazoa, Arthropoda, Insecta, Diptera, Drosophilidae.